AUGCCGCCCCCACAUAACUAUGAAUGUAUAGAGAUUUUCCUACAGAUGGUACUAUCGGAUCUAGAGAAACUCGAGAACAUACGACCUAGGAAAUACAAUCUAUCACGGGUGGAAAUGUCUGCACUGCAGUCGCUUGAACGGGACAAAUCCAUCAUCAUAAAGCCCUCCGAUAAAGGGGGAAACCUGGUGAUCCUGGACCAGCCCCUAUACGUGCAGAUGUGCAUGGAUCUGCUCAAGGAUAGAGGGGGAUAUGGAACUUUAACAUCGAAUCCCACCAUCCAGUUUAAGGCAGAAUUAAAGAGUAUACUGGACGAAGGAUGUACAGGAAGUCUUGCAAAACAACUUGUAUCUACAUAUAAGGAGUCAACAGUCACUAUUAUGGACAUGCCAAACGUUUUGCAAGCAGCCAAGAAGCAUUUUGCAACAGACAGCAACAACAUAAAUUUCCUGGAAGACUUCUUUAAUGAUGCUAUUCCUGAGGCAGACCUGUUUAUUUUGGCCAGGAUUCUUCAUGACUGGACAGAAGAUAAAUGCCUUAAACUACUGAAGAAGAUUUACCAGUCUUGUAAACCUGGAGGAGGAGUGCUGCUAGUGGAAGUCGUUCUAAAUGAAGACAGAAGUGGCCCACUGAUUGGCCAGCUGUUCUCACUAAACAUGUUGCUCCAGACAGAAGGAAAAGAACAGACAUCAUCUGAAUAUACCAAGCUCCUUACAGAAUCUGGCUUCAGGGACAUUAAAGUCAAAGUAACUGGAAAACUAUAUGAUGCAAUACUGGGAAGAAAGUAG
Messenger RNA from Bufo gargarizans (Asiatic toad), 786 nucleotides. Its product is annotated as acetylserotonin O-methyltransferase-like. Gene Ontology annotation, biological process: methylation; melatonin biosynthetic process. Lineage: Eukaryota; Metazoa; Chordata; Amphibia; Anura; Bufonidae. The record is from RefSeq and is a predicted model, not a curated record. Gene Ontology annotation, molecular function: acetylserotonin O-methyltransferase activity.